AUGUAUGCUCAUUCCUCCCUAUCAGAAAUUUCUCAAGGACGCUGUAACCGAGAAGAAAAGAGGUUCAGGGUAUGGUCGUUCUUUCUCAGGAAUGUAGCGCAAUCAUCACUAGGAAAGUGGUUGGGAAGAAGUUUGAGGAUCCAGGCAGCUUCACUCUUCCUUGUUCUAUUGGUCCCGAUGACAUUCAACCGAAGCUUAUGUGAUCUUGGAGCAGGCGUAUCUGUGAUGCCACUCACAGUAGCUAAGAGGCUUGGGUUCGAGAAGUAUCAAAAGUGCGACGUUUCCUUGGUACUUGCGGAUAGAUCAGUACGCAUCCCAGUGAGAGGGAAGAUUGAGCUAAACUUUGGAGAUGACUUCAAGCUCAGCUUCGACAUCAAGAGGUCGAUGAAGAAACCAACCAUUGAUGGACAGCUCUUCUGGGUCUUUUGGAGCAUUUGGAGCAUAUGGGACGUGAGGAGCAGGAAGGACUUGGUGCAUGGACGCAGCUCAACUGGAUACGCAAAGGAAGAAGGAGGAAGCCAUCUUGAAGACCAGCUCGACCACCUACUCGACCAACCGGUCGAGUUCCUCAACUCGACCGGCCAAGCUUCAACUCGAUCGAGCUGA
Molecule: messenger RNA, 606 nt
Organism: Microthlaspi erraticum
Lineage: Eukaryota; Viridiplantae; Streptophyta; Magnoliopsida; Brassicales; Brassicaceae
Source: the annotation of a GenBank genome assembly